Sporothrix brasiliensis 5110 is the source of this 1344-nucleotide messenger RNA. Its product is annotated as cyclin-C. Gene Ontology annotation, molecular function: cyclin-dependent protein serine/threonine kinase regulator activity. Gene Ontology annotation, cellular component: mediator complex; nucleus. The transcript has 2 exons. Lineage: Eukaryota; Fungi; Ascomycota; Sordariomycetes; Ophiostomatales; Ophiostomataceae. Bases 1 to 1344 code for a protein of 447 amino acids. The record is from RefSeq and is a predicted model, not a curated record. Gene Ontology annotation, biological process: positive regulation of transcription by RNA polymerase II.
AUGGCGGCCAGCUACUGGGACUCGACGCAGAGGCGGUUCUGGGAGUUCUCCAAGGAGCAGCUGGCGGCACUUCGCCAACGCAAGCAAGACGAAGAGCGCAGCCUCGUGCAGAUGUACCCGUUGCCGGAAUGGCGUCACCUCAGCCUGUUCUUCUCGCAGCAGCUCAACCGCCUUGCUAAGCGCCUGCAGGCGCGCCAACAGGCCCUUGCGACCGCCCAGGUCUACCUCAAGCGAUUCUACUGCAAGGUCGAAAUCCGCCGCACCAACCCCUACCUCGCCAUGGCCACCGCGCUCUACCUCGCGUGCAAAACCGAAGAGUGCCCGCAGCACAUCCGCCAGGUCGUCCAGGAGGCCAAAGUCCUGUGGCCCGAUACCCACUGCCUCGAGAUUGCCCGCCUCGGCGAGUGCGAGUUCUUCAUGAUCUCCGAGCUCUCCUCCCACCUUAUCAUCCACGCGCCGUACCGCACGCUCCAGACCCUGCAGGCUGAGCUGGGCCUGACGCCCGACGAGCUCACCCAGGCGUGGUCCAUUGUCAACGACCACUACAUGACCGACCUGCCGCUGCUCUACCCUCCGCAUGUCAUCGCCGUGACAGCCAUUGUCUGGGUGCUGGUUCUUCAGCCGGCAACGUCCGGUGGAUCGAACAAUGGCGGCGGCAUCGGCCUCAUGGGCCAGACUAUGGGCACGGCGAAUGGUAGCGGCUCUGGCGGCAACCAUACGGGGGUCGGUGGUAACAACGGCGCUGCACCUGGCGGCAUGGGCGUCGGUGGGUCUUCGUCGAUUCAACCGCCGCCGCUACUGCUCUCCCUCUCUUCUCUGGGUCCGGGCACGAGCACCCCCGGUGGCGGGACACCAGGCACGCCUGGCAUGAGUGGCAUGGGCACGCCGACGACUGCCGGUGGCUUUCCAGCCAUGUCGUCGGCUCGGUCCGUGGCGUUUGCUCACGCCCAGGCACAAGUCGCUGCUGCAGCCGCUCUUCUCGGUGGCGGCGGCCCCAUGCAGCACAUGCCACAAGGCAUGAACCCCGGAGCGGCGCAGAGCGGCUAUGCUGGCGGGAACAACAAUAACAACAAUAACAACAAUAACAACAGCAACAGUGUCGCCAAUGCUAGCAGCAGCAACAGCAAUACAGCGUCGGAAGAAACACCACCGGCCGACGGCGGGCGCACGGCAACGAUGCACUGGCUGAUUCGCUGGUUGGCUGAGAGCGGGCUCGACAUGGAAGCCACCAUCGACUGCACCCAAGAGAUGAUCUCGUUCUACAUGGCCAGCGAAGAGUACAACGAGAAGUUGACGCGCGAACAGAUUAACCGCUUUGUCAAAGCGCGUGGACUGGACAGGUGA